AACCAGCUUUACACUCAAAUUUUGUGUCUGUUACAAACUUUAAUAUAUUUAAUAAGUAUUCAUAUAAAGCUCAUCUGUGCUUCAUAUGAAAAUGUUUGUUCUCUCCGGUCAGCAGAUUCACAUGGAUUCACAAACACAAUCCACAGAACAUUUCCUCUUUGCUGCGCAAUUACGCACAGCCACUCUGGCACAGAUGGUCCGCAUUCAGUCCAGAGCGCUCAGAUGACCGGCAGAAUUUCACCCUAAUUACACUGUGUGUGCGUGUGUGUGUGUGUGUGUGUGUGUAGGUAUGAUCGGCUGCUUUCACGCUCUCCGAGGUGCCUUUUGACGUCACGUGGCAACUUUUGCGAGAGAUCCGCGCGCUCGGUGGGUUCGGAGUUUCUGCGUGGUUGCAGCUGCUGGACAACAGACCGUCGGGGACACAAAACGGGAUUUAUGGGUCGGACUGUUUGGGAAUGUGCCCAAGACGCGCCACAUGCGUAAUAACGCGCAGGAUGUCCCCGAAGCUCGCCGAGACGUAGCUGUGUUCCGACUGAAAAUAACACUUUCUUCACACCAACGCAGGCACAGCUGUGCGCGUCCAUGUCACCGCUGGACGCCUGUCCAGUUCGUCCAUGGAUAAAAAACAACAGCCGGACUCCAGGAUGCUUGUUGUGGGAGCGACUAACGGAACUUUCUCUGCUGACAACAUGAGGUCCGCGUUCAUGAUUGAGGACACAGUCGGCGGCGGGGAGCCCGGCAUUUCCACCAACAUGAUGAUCUCUGAAGCUCUGGCGCCUCGGCUGCUGAAAAUUGCGCAGGACGCCGCAGAGGCUGCGGCAGCGGCUGCGGCAGCGGCGGCGGCAGCGGCCACUUCUCCGUCCUCCUCCAGUCAGCCGCAGGUCAUGGAGACGAACGGGACGCGGUGCGGGGAGCAGAUCCUGAGCUACGGCCGCGUGGAGAAGGUUCUGAUCGGCGGGGUGCUCACCAUGCUCACCCUGUCCACCAUCUGCGGGAACCUGUUGGUGGUCAUCUCGGUGUGCUUCGUGAAGAAGCUGCGCCAGCCCUCCAACUACCUGAUCGUGUCUCUGGCGCUGGCCGACCUGUCCGUGGCGCUGGCCGUGAUGCCGUUCGUCAGCAUCACGGACCUCAUCGGCGGCCAGUGGAUAUUCGGACAGUUUUUUUGCAACGUUUUCAUCGCCAUGGAUGUGAUGUGCUGCACCGCGUCCAUCAUGAGUCUGUGCGUAAUCAGCAUCGACAGGUACCUGGGCAUCACCAAACCUCUGACCUAUCCCGUCCGGCAGAACGGCUGCUGCAUGGCCAAGAUGAUCCUGUCAGUGUGGCUCCUGUCUGCCUCCAUCACCCUGCCCCCGCUCUUCGGCUGGGCGCAGAACGUCAACGACGGCAGAGUCUGCCUCAUCAGCCAGGACUUUGGCUACACCGUCUACUCCACGGCCGUGGCCUUCUACAUCCCCAUGUCGGUCAUGCUGAUCAUGUACUACAGGAUCUACAGAGCAGCCAAGCUCAGCGCCGCCAAGCACACAAUCACUGGCUUCCCCAGGGACGGGGAGCACCGCACAGGGGCGGCACACAGAGGGGGCCGCGGGGUGCACGAGCCCCGGCAGCCAUCGGAGUCUGGGGAGACGGGGAGCGUCGAGGCAACGGAGACGGAGCAAUGUGAUGAGGAGGCGGAGGAGGAGAGCCUGGACUGCGUGGCGGCGGCACUGAAGCUGCAGCGGGAGGUGGAGGAGGAGUGCAGUAGCCGCGUGUCCCGCCUGCUGAAGAGUGGCGAGCACCACCAGCGGAGGAAGCGGAAGAACCAGUCCAUCUUCAAGCGGGAGCAGAAGGCGGCGGCCACCCUGGGCAUCGUGGUGGGCGCCUUCACCUUCUGCUGGCUGCCGUUCUUCCUGGUGUCCACGGCGCGGCCCUUCAUCUGCGGCGUGGAGUGCAGCUGCGUGCCGCUGUGGCUGGAGAGGACGCUGCUGUGGCUCGGCUACGCCAACUCACUCAUCAACCCCUUCAUCUACGCCUUCUUCAACCGCGACCUGCGGACCACCUACAGCAACCUGCUGCGCUGCCGCUACCGGAACAUCAACCGGAAGCUGUCGGCAGCCGGCAUGCACGAGGCUCUGAAGCUGGUGGAGAAGCCAGACACAGACGCCUGAAGAGGCAACGCAGCCAGUCAGGAGAGCCGCUGUGAAACAUCCAGAGGGCGGGACUAACCUCCCUGCUGCCAGACUGAUUAUCUCCUCCUUAUGUAUGAAGGUUAAGGCCAGAGGGGAGGCUGGUGUUGGACAGGCUGAUCAGGGAUGUCUGGCUCUACGGUGGACUGGGUUUAGCGGACAGUAGCUGACCGAGCUGCAUGCUGGUUUUCACGCCUCUGUUUGGACGGAUGGAUCCACCAGCUCACGUCUUGCUGCCUUUCGUUUUCAGUUGGAGCCUCGGAGAACCAAACAGGAGCUGCAGCCGUCUGCUAGUUGGUUCUCCACCAGCUGCUCUUCAGCACACACACCUGCACAAACAACGACUAACGUGUAAAAAUGUAAAUAAUCUACAGAUUAACGUUCUGGAGAGUCUAGCUGCUUUUCGUCACCGUGCUUAUUGCUUGUUCCAGAAUAGUUAGCAGAAAGCUUCUGUGUAUCUGAUCCAUGAUGUUUGUGGCUCUCUUCUGAACAGAACUUAUUUAUUGUGAGAUGUUAGCACAGCCUGUAGGGGAGAGGAAUGUGAUGCUGUAGACACUGGAUUGAACGUCCUGUGCCUUUUCCUGCUCUGUCCUUCAGGUUUUGGUUGCAGGGAACAACAGCCUCAUGUUGAAACCUGCACUUUGUGCUUCAUUUACUCAGAUCUGCACUGGAAGGGAAGAAGAAACUGAUUUAAACUCAUGUAUUUAUAGUUGUGGCCACUGAGCACUGACGCACAUUUAUUACUAUUCUGUGUUUCCUUCAAAGCAGAAGGACUGUCAGGAAUUACAACUCAGUGUUGUUGGUUUAUUACUCCUACAAAAGCUCUGAGAAAAACUGAGAAACUAAAUAAUUACUUAUGAGAAAUGAUCAUCAAUAAAACAUGUAAAAUGUCCUUGUAGCUCCAGAGCUGUACUUUACAGCAGACACACCAUUUGAUUUGAAAUGGGUCACCGAAAUUUGGGCUCCAAAUUCAUGAGCUGCUUCCUUCAAAUGCCGCAUUAAAAGAUCGAUUGACUCACAGCUGUAAGAAGAGGAUUGUCUGGAUUUCUGGAUUUUUCGUUUUGUCCCCGGAUGUGAAGGGUUUAGUUUGUCCUUCGUGGUCCAUCCUAUCCCAAGAUGCACUGCGGCCAGAGAGUUUUGUUCUUGUAACAACGGCAGAUGAAAUGGGAGGAAAACUGCUUUAAAUCUAAAAAUCUAAAUGUUCCAGAACAAAAAUCAGAAGCUUGAAGUGGUUGCUGUCAUCUGCGUAGGCAUGUUUUAAUACAAAAUUACUAAAAUAUUUAUUUAUAAGUGUAAUACAUUAAAAGGGUAACAGUAAUCAUUACCAGUUUGUGUUUAGUUGCUAGGCAACAAGGCAUACGCAGAGGUCAGGUUGGACCAUCCAGUUUUACUCGCUCUCUUCCGGCCGUUACGGCCGAUGAAGAACCGGUUAAAGUCGACCGUUUAGGAUGCAGCCUCUGAACUUGGAGCUUUAACUGAAUCAGUUAUCAUCUUAAAAACUGAUUGUUUUCACUCAAAGUCUAAGUUUUUCCCACAGAAAGUUCUGAGAUGAUGAAACAGAAUCGUUUUGUAUCUAACCUCCAUGACCACAGUUUAAUCUCCACAUGUACAGUUCAUAAAUCUACUGUUGGAUAUUUUUGUCUUCGGUCACCCAGUGUGUUUCCUGCUGGUAUCAGGCUGACAGAGUUCUGUCCUUAAUGAGCCCAGAGAACAGAGUCCGGAGCCAAACUCCAGUUUAUUGAUCUCUGAUGUUUUCUUUCCAAACUGGAAGUGAUUUUUUAAGCAGCCUGAUUUCCACCAUAAAACAUGACAGACUCUGAAGUUCACAGGCUGGACCAGCAGCCGGUUCAGUCGCUCUUGCUUCGAGAAUCAUUCAGAUAUCAUCACACGGUUUCGUUUCUUUGAGGCAACAAACAGAGUGAUGCAGAGUGUGUUGCCAUGGCAACCAGUUACAGAUGUCCCCGGUUCUAGUUCUUGCUCAGCGGGUUUGAUAAUGGCCGCCCUGUUGACCCGCUCUGGUUUAAACUUUUUACAUCACAGUUUGAAAUGAGUCAGUUCAGGACCAAAAGCCUAAAAGACAAACAGGAAGAGCUUAACUGGACUUCCUGUACUCGCCAAAAUAAGAGUCUUUCUCUGUCACAGGUUGGAUGAUAAUCAUGAAAGAAGAAAGGUAAAAUAUGUUUGAUGUUUGGGCCGCAGCAUCAGAAUCAUUGUCUCUUUCUGUAACAGUGGCUGGAUUCUUUUGUGGGUGUGUUUUUAAUUAAAAGUGCCAGAAAAAUGA
This is a messenger RNA of Poecilia latipinna (sailfin molly), 4443 nucleotides long. Its product is annotated as 5-hydroxytryptamine receptor 7-like. The record is from RefSeq and is a predicted model, not a curated record. Gene Ontology annotation, cellular component: plasma membrane. The transcript has 2 exons. NCBI's taxonomy places the organism in Eukaryota, Metazoa, Chordata, Actinopteri, Cyprinodontiformes, Poeciliidae. Gene Ontology annotation, biological process: vasoconstriction; chemical synaptic transmission; adenylate cyclase-activating adrenergic receptor signaling pathway. Gene Ontology annotation, molecular function: G protein-coupled serotonin receptor activity. The coding region runs from base 615 to 2144 and encodes 509 amino acids.